Molecule: messenger RNA, 2829 nt
Organism: Cephus cinctus (wheat stem sawfly)
Lineage: Eukaryota; Metazoa; Arthropoda; Insecta; Hymenoptera; Cephidae
Gene: Mcm10
Product: protein MCM10 homolog
Exons: 3
Coding region: 444-2642 (732 amino acids)
Biological process (GO): DNA replication initiation; DNA replication
Cellular component (GO): replication fork protection complex; nucleus
Molecular function (GO): DNA replication origin binding; single-stranded DNA binding
Source: RefSeq, a predicted model, not a curated record
AGAAGAGGAUGUACUAUAGGCAAGAGACAUGCAGAAAAGUAAAGAAUGACAGCUUUGCAGGAUUUUAUGUUGUAUGAAAGACGGACUCAGAAUGAGAAAGUUCGACGGCAAUUGCCGUGUACGUUGUAACCAAGUACUUUUGUUUCGUUGGAAUAUUUGAUAACAUAUGUGUACAGUAUUUUAAAUAGGAAAAGCGCCACUUGUGACUUGUAUAUAUAUAUAUAUAACUUCCGUGUGGCAGUGGCCCGCUUAUUUGGGCGGGAACCAGUUAUGUGGGCUGUCAGUCAGCAGAUAGAUCUGUAAAUUUCAAGAAUGCUUCUCAGUUGAAAUUCAUAUAUCUAAUGUGCCACUUAAUGAAAGUGCUAAUAAUUAUUUAAGUGCAGUUCGUAUGCUGAUCUAGUAUUUAUAACGAUAAUUUACUUUUUUAAGCAAAUUAAUUAAAUAUGGAUGACGAUAGCGACAAUGAUUUAGGAGAUAUUCUGGAUAAUCUUCUAGCUAAUGAUGAAGAGUCCAAGGAUGAUAUAAAUUGUGACAAAGGUGAUACCCAAAAGUCCACAUUAACUACUGCCAAAAGUUCUUUGAAAGAGCUAGAGUUUUCAUUUUUGGAUUGUGUUUCUCCAUCAAAAGAUGAAUCAAAGUCUCCUAAAAAGUCUAUCGGACUAGUUCAUCAGGGUGAUACAGACUCCUCUGAUGAUGAAGGUAAACGGUAUUUUGACAAACAAAAAUAUUCUGAAUCUGGCCAUAGUGUGAAGUCCUUAUUGAAAAAUCAAGCUUUUGAAAAAGAAGAUAGAGGAGGUCCAUUACAAGAAUCAAAUAAAACUUUUGAUUUGAGCAAACGAAAAUCUUUCAUUGCAAAUGCAAAAAGAGAACCAUUUGAUUUUAAUAAAACUGGACCAACUAAUACACCUUCUACAUCUACAGAUGUGUAUACUGAUCCAAUAUUUGGGCUCCGAAUUGUUAAGCCUUUGGUGUCAUCAGCUGAGCUUAAAGAAAGAAUGGUAAAUAGAACUCCAGUGCCUCUUUCCAAAGUAAAAAACUUUGUGAAAACAGGUAAUGUUAAUUCGGAUUGGGUAAUAGCAGGUGUUCUUACAAAUAAGUUACCACCAAAAACAUCACAAAAAGGCAAACAGUACUGUAUCUGGAAACUAAGUGACCUCACUGAUGCAAUGAACACUAUUUCAUUAUUUUUAUUUGGCAAUGCAUAUAAACUCAUGUGGAAGACCUCAACAGGAUCUGUUAUUGGCGUGUUAAAUCCUGGCGUAUUUGAUGAUGAUAGCAAAACUGAUCAAGCUGCGUUGAGCAUAGACAACCCACAAAAAAUGAUGAUUCUGGGAAACUCAAAGGAUUUGGGCACUUGCAAGUCUAUGAAAAAAAAUGGUGAACCCUGCACAUCUAUUGUGAAUAAAAAUAGAUGUGAAUAUUGCAUCUAUCAUGUUAAAAGAGAGUACAAAAAAUGCUCGAAAAGAACGGAAUUGCAAUCGGAUUUUAAUAAUCGUGGAUUCUCUAUGGAUGCUUUAAAAAAAACAGCUUCACGAUCAGGAUUGAACUCAUUUUCUGAGAAAAAUAUGACUUUGGUGCCUGCAAAGAGGAAUCAAAAAUUACAUGAUAAAGAUUGCGCCAGAUUAGCUCUGCUGAAGAGUGAUGUCAGUUUGUCAGAAAAGAAAGUCCAUGUCAUGGAUAACGAACAGGAGAAUAAGAAGAAAUCUUAUAUGGUAGAAAGGACCACCAAUCAAGCUAAGAAGGACUUGGAUCGUUUAAGUAAGCUUAGAGCAUGGGGCAGUACACAAACACCUAUGUUGGAAAAAGCAAAUGGAUUCGGAACACCGGAAACUAAAUUGAUCAAUGAUAAAGUAAAAAACAAGAGCAAUGAAAACAUUGGAUUAUCUAAGCUCUCUGCUUUGUCAAUUCCAAAAUUGGGAAACGGCAUCUCUGGUGGCGUCAUCGACUUCUCAGAGCCUAUUGCAAAGAAGCACAUGGACUUGGCAAAAAUGAAUGCUCUAAAAUGGGUCAGAGAGAAAGGCUCAUUUAAAAAGUCCAACCCCAACAAGGUACGCAUGACUAAGGAUGAGAAAAUAGAGAAGGUUACAAAGAGAAGAAGAGAGGAUGAAGAGGAUGAAGAGAAACAAGAUAUACGCAAGGUGAAAAAAUCAAACGUAUUGUCUGAUAAAUUUCAAGAAAUGAUUAAAGCUACCUCGGCACACACAGAUCUGAUAGAAAAAUCAAGGGAUGAAGAGCAGGAAAAGUACUUUAACAAAUUAGAGGUGAAAGAGAAGAUGGAGGAGAAGAUGAUGUCGACCUAUCAGGUCGAUUGCAAAGCUGUGAAGUGCCUUAUUUGUAAAUACACUGCGUUUUCAAGUUCAGAUAUGUGCAAGGAGCAAAGACAUCCAUUAAGAGUGAUCGACGCUGUCAAAAGAUUUUUCAAAUGUUCCGAUUGCGGAAACAGGACUGUUAGUUUGGAUAGAAUUCCUUCGAGAAGUUGUCAAAAAUGCAGUAGUUCCAAUUGGAUGCGAGCAGCCAUGAUGGAUAAUAAGAGAAUUCAAAUACCCGGAACUAGUUUGUCUAUCCGUGGUGGCGAAGAAAAGUUCCUAGGUUCCGCAAUGAAAGACGCUAAUUUAGAUCUCUUGGUGCCGGAAGUAAAUUGACGUCAUUGUUAAUUUUGCAUAGAAAACCUUAAUAUUCCUAAUUCUUUAAGAAAUACUUUAAAUAUCCAGAAUGUUUUAAUACGACUAAAAGAAAAUGACAAUAAAUUAUAAAGACAUGCGACACAUGUACCGUGUAUUACAUAUGUACAAAAUAUUAUCCAAUCUAGUAAAAUCUUUUAGAAUGAAA